AUGGUGUUUGAGCUGUUUGAUUUACCCUUUCUUCAGUUAGGGCAUCCUCCACCCAGCGCCUUCGCCGCUUCCCCGCUGAACGAGUUUGGCACGUUCAACACAAAGAAAAGCGACCAGUCGCCUGAGGAUUCCCUGAUACAACAUCGUUACCUCCUGCCCCGGCGAGGAGUUGAGAUUGCCUACUCGAUCUCCAAAACAACGAACACUGCGAAAGAGAAACUACCAACUCACAAGGCGGUAGUCAACAAGCGACAAGAACUCCGGCGAAGAAAGAAGGAGCUCAAGCGUCGUCGCAAGGUUUUCGACGAACUCAACAACAUCUAUACGCCAAAGCCAUACAAGCCCAAGAUGCUCGGCCCCAACGGUGCCGCGACGGACGAAAAUGGCAAUCCCGAGGGAUUUAGAGAAGACCUCAACAUGGUUGUCAUGUGUCCCGAGUGCAAAGAAUACCCACCCAACCUGGUAGAAGAAUUUUCGUCUGGCGAUAUGGUUUGCGGCUCCUGCGGCCUCGUCGUCGGCGAGCGUAUCAUUGAUACUCGCUCUGAAUGGCGUACCUUUGCCAAUGACGACCAGGGUAACGACGAUCCAUCCCGUGUCGGUGACGCGGUCAACCCUCUGCUCAACGGUUCCCAGUUGGAGACUAGCAUCGCUUUUGGUGAUGGUAGAGACGCUAAGCAGCUUGCUCGUCUUCAGAACAAGUCCCAGAACGACAAGGCGAGCAAGUCUCUGAUGCAGGCCUACAAGGAAAUCGGCGCUUUCUGCGACAGUAUCAACCUGGGCAAGAACGUGUCAGAUGCCGCCAAGCACAUUUUUAAGCUCACGUACGACCACAACUUCAUGAAGGGCAAGCCACAGGAGGCUGUCAUCGCAGGUUGCAUUUUCAUCGCCUGUCGUCAGACAGGUGUUGGUCGUACCUUCCGUGAGAUCUUCCAGGUCACACACGUCAGCAAGAAGGAGAUCGGCAGGGUUUUCAAGCAGCUCGAGUCCUUCCUGCAGAAGAUUAAGGAGGAGAACCCUCGUGGUGCCGGUUCUCUGUCCAACCUGGACGGUUACAAGGCGAGCGCGUCCACCAGUGCCGAGGACCUCUGCACUCGUUUCUGCUCGAACCUCAACUUCCGCAACGCUCAGAAGAUCGAGAACGUUUCUCGCGCCCUCGCACGCAAGACAUCCAGCGUGUCAGAACUGGCCGGACGAUCUCCCCUUUCCGUUGCCGCUGCCUGUAUCUACAUGGCGUCUCAUUUGAUGAAGGAGCCGCGAACUUCCAAAGAGAUUGCUUCAGUGGCUGGUGUCAGUGAUGGUACCAUCAAGACGGCUUAUCGCUUCCUCUACCAGGCACGCGACAGGCUGAUUGAGAAGGAGUGGGGCGCCGACAAGAAGGCAAUCGAUGCCUCGCACACCCAUAACCCUGCGACCUGCAUCAACAUAGUCGCUACCCCCUCACCACCAAGCGCAUACCUCCCAAUCCGCGUCGCCUUCAACAUGGGAGGACGACGGUCUAGGUCAGGCAGAGCUGCGGCUAAGCGCGCCUCUGCAGCGCUCCAAAGCACUCCCAAAAUCUUCGAGGGCAUUGACGAUGACGAACCCGUUGCUGAGGCCGUCGAAUCUGAACCUGAUAUUGAGGCUCCUCCGGAAGACGACGAAGACGAUGACGAACAGAAGGCCGAUGAGUCCGGAGAAGAGGAGGAAGGAGCCGACGAUGAUGGCGAAGAGGAGCCAGCUAACGACGACGGAGAGGACUCCGAACCCUCGGCCAAAGAACCUACUCCUCCGACCGAGCCCGUCGUCCGCCGCAAGCGACUCGGAAGGCCGCCAAAGAACAAGCCGCCCGGAUGGGACAAUAUGAUUACCGUGCCUGCAUCAGAAGCCGACACGCCUCGUCGGAGAGGUCGCGGCGGCUGGCGUGGCAGAGGCGGUCGCAGACCAGCUCCCGGCCAGGCCCCACCCAAGCUCAAACAAGUCAUCGACAAGGAGGGCACCGAGGUCGAUAUUGUCGACGACGAGUGCGUGUUGCCCGAGGACCCAGAGGGCGAGACCAAGGUCGACAAGCUCGGUAAUCUACAGGGCGGCCGACAGUACCGGUGUCGUACGUUCACGGUCAAGGACCGUGGUGAGAGGCAGUACAUGUUGUCCACGGAGCCGGCGCGUUGUGUGGGCUUCAGGGACAGUUAUCUCUUCUUCAACAAGCAUCCGAAGCUGUACAAGAUUAUCGUGAGCGAUGAUGAAAAGAUGGACAUGAUUGAGCGCAACAUCAUCCCUCACUCGUACAAGGGACGUGCGAUUGGUAUCGUCACUGCACGAUCUGUGUUCGUCGAGUUUGGCGCAAGAAUCAUUGUUGGUGGACGGAACAUUAUAGAUGAUUACCGUGUCGCGGACCAGCGCGCCGCUGGCGUGGCUGAGGGUGAGCUUGCGGAUCCGGCAGACGUGUUCGAUCCCAGCCAGCCGUACAACUCGAAUCAGUACGUUGCGUGGUUCGGAGCCAGUGCGGUGUACCAUACCAACCAGACGCCGGCCGCGUCCGAUCCGCUAGCUGGGUUGACGGAGGUCAAGAAGAAGAGGGUGAACGUCAACGAUACCAACUGGCAACUAGAGCAUGCUCGCGCUGCAAGUGAGUUUAACAGCCGCAUCAACGCCAUCCGCAUGGUCAACCUUCGCAAGGGCGCCUACGACAUCCACACGAACUUGAUGCAGCAGCCAGUGAACACACAGCCUACCCGCGCCCGCGUCGAGAUCGUCACCUCGGAAAAAGGUGCCCCUGCCACCGCCGCCUUCCCCGCCGUCCCGUCCGCGGUCCAGCGCAACUUCAACGUGGUGGACAUUGUAUACGAAACCCCGCGCGCGGGCGUCCAGUCUGCUGGUAAGCGCCCCGACAACGUGCCGGACUUCCUGAAGCCCUUCAACGGCAUCCUCGCCAUCGGCGACGAUCUCAAGGCCCUCUUGCCACCCGAGUGCCGUGAAUCUCUCGAGAGACAUCAGGCAGACCAGAGGGAGUUUGAAUCGCGCUUCGGUGACGAAAAGGACACGAUGGCGCGCGGCGGCAUCCAGAUCGACAAGGCGAUAGUGCCGCAGGGUAAGCAUUCUUAG
Colletotrichum truncatum is the source of this 3081-nucleotide messenger RNA. RefSeq names its product nuclear localization protein. NCBI's taxonomy places the organism in Eukaryota, Fungi, Ascomycota, Sordariomycetes, Glomerellales, Glomerellaceae. The record is from RefSeq and is a predicted model, not a curated record. Gene Ontology annotation, cellular component: RSC-type complex; nucleus. Gene Ontology annotation, molecular function: chromatin DNA binding.